Molecule: messenger RNA, 4126 nt
Organism: Dinoponera quadriceps
Lineage: Eukaryota; Metazoa; Arthropoda; Insecta; Hymenoptera; Formicidae
Product: homeobox protein PKNOX2-like
Exons: 9
Coding region: 545-2050 (501 amino acids)
Biological process (GO): regulation of transcription by RNA polymerase II
Molecular function (GO): RNA polymerase II cis-regulatory region sequence-specific DNA binding; DNA-binding transcription factor activity, RNA polymerase II-specific
Source: RefSeq, a predicted model, not a curated record
GCGGCGAGAAACCUUCGCGAAAAGUAUUGAAUCGAUGACGUCACAAAAGACGAGACAGUGGAAGGAGUAGACGGGGGCAGACGGUCGCGCGUUGAAAAAUGUCCGAUUACUUAAAUUUAUCGGCUACGUGAACGAGUGGUAAACAGAGUUGCGGAUCGCGGUGCGACGAGCGGGUUGACGAGCGUACGCCGGCGGUAUCGGCAAAUUCGACGUGUUAUCGCGGUGGAGACGGCGCGUUCUUGGACACGUGCGCGAGAAAUACGGCUCGCCGCUUCCGAUGGUCGCAUUCGGCUAUGACGGUUCGAUCGCACCGAAAAGUCCUGACAAAAUAAAACGAGUGGAACGGCCUCGUCGUAGCAAGGUGUCGCGCGCCAAGGUGCCACACAGGAUCACGAUAACCGUGCGCACCAACGGAUUAAAGCGGAUUUUGAGCCGGCGAGCGUUUGAGUAAAAGCAACACCACCGGCUCUUCGAAGCGCGGAUUAUCCGAACGAGAAUGGAGAUUGCCAAGGAGGAAUGAUAGAUGUUAGAAUGCAAGUGACUGAUGACGUAUGGACACAAAAAGGAAAACAAAUGUUGCCGCAGGAUGCAAGAAGGUAACACCGCCGUUGCGCUAGCGAUGGUGACUCCUGGAUACGAUCAGGACCCUGCCAGCGGGGUCGCGGACUAUACGACUCAUCAGGAUCAGGCUCAGUUCGAGGCUGACAAGAGGGCCGUAUACAAACAUCCGCUCUUUCCGUUGUUGGCGUUACUCUUUGAAAGAUGCGAGCAGGCGACCCAGAGCUCGGACAACUCCACAUCCGAAAGCUUCAACAUGGAUAUACAGGCCUUCGUCCAACACCAAGAAAGAGACCGAAAACCCUUCCUGAUCAAUGACCCCGAGAUUGACGGUUUGAUGAUCAAGGCGAUACAGGUGCUUCGCAUCCAUCUGCUGGAGUUGGAGAAGGUACAGGAGUUGUGCAAGGACUUCUGCAACAGGUACAUCACGUGUUUGAAGGGCAAGAUGCAGAGCGAGAACUUGCUGCGCAGCGACUACAGCCACCAUGGACACGACAUGGGUCCGUCGAGCGGGAGCAAUGGCAGCAGUCCGUUGCAGGUGCUGUCAUCUACAGGCAAUGAUGUUGAGUCGGGAGCUAACGGAUUCAGAGUGAGCCGAGGGGACUCCCUGGCGGAGAACGACGGCGCGAGUCAGAUCGCGCGUGAAGAGAGCGUCAGUAACGACCAACCGUCGUCGGUCCGAUCGUCUUCCGCCGUCCAACGUUCGGCCAAACCCAGUAGCCAAGACCACGACGAUCCGCUCUCACCGUCCGCGGUACACGGCAGCACGCCUCUCUCGCAGAUCGGAGCGCAUCCGUGCGCUCCGGUUAACGAUAUGUAUCUCGGUCAAGAUGACGUCGAUUAUGCGCAGACUAUCUCUGACAGAAUAUAUCUGGAAGAAGCUGGAUAUUGGGGACUUGUUGCGUUGCGAGAACGUGAAAAAGAACACGCAGGCUGUGGAAACGUUAACGAUGAAAAGUAUUUCGAUAUUACUGUUACAGGCUCGCCUUCUCCCGCGGCGAGCGAAGACGAGGACGAAGGUUGUGCUACCACCGGCAACGCAGCUUCGAAUCACUCUGGAAAUCAUAGAAGUAACCACGGUAGCGCCAGGAAGGGACGCCAAAAGCGGGGUGUUUUGCCUAAACAAGCCACCGGAAUUAUGCGAUCGUGGCUCUUCCAGCAUUUAGUACAUCCUUACCCGACCGAAGACGAGAAACGUCAAAUCGCCAGUCAGACGAACUUAACGCUGUUACAAGUGAACAAUUGGUUUAUCAACGCCCGUCGACGUAUCCUCCAGCCUAUGUUGGACGCCGGCGCGGAAGCGGUGCCGCGCGUAGGUAAACGUCACAAGGUUUCGAAGCACGCUGCCGUGCAACAACAGACGCCGCAGCAGCAACAGCAGGCGGGCUGGCAGUCCGAAGAUUCGGCGAGUGACUCGGGCUCCAGCGACGGCGAGGGAGAUGCCGCCAGAUCGAAAGACGGUAACGAUAGCGAUGAAGAUGAUCUUCACUGACCUCUGUCGAUCACCGAAACGUCAACCUCUUUACGUGUUAGGUUUCGACGUAAUACGAUAAACGUAAGCUCGAGGAUUAGUUGCUCCAGGCUGACUGUAUUCCGUAGAAAAGCCUCGUCGAUCAUCUUGCCUUUGAGAAGAAUCAAGAAGCGUAGCGAGAAAUGUAGAAACUUACUGUACCUCGGCUUCGCGUUCGCACCUCAGUUCCGCCCGUGUGUCACACAUCAUCGUGUCAUUUUAUCGCGAAAUCAGUUAUCGAUAAGUAAACCGAACACUAGUCAUCCGAUCGUACCAGGAAAAAUGUGUCAUACGAAGUAGCCUGUCGGAGCGAGGUUGCCUUAAGUAGCCAAAUAUUACUUUUCUUCCCCCCCUGUACUUAUACGAUAAUCUUCUCUCUUACGUUGAGUCUCCCGAUGUACAUAGCCGAUUGACAGAGUGCUUCCAUUAGUAGCUUGCGAGUGAUUCAGAUCGAACGAACCGUCUGUGUGUUGUACGCGCUUUCUUCUUUCUUCUCUUGAACAUGCCGAUUUUCGCGUGUGAUAAACUCGUACAACUCCGAUCACGAUAUAUAUAUAUAUCAUCGUGUGUGUGAGGUCGCGCGACGCAAAUCGCUACGUCUCUACAGCGAUGAAACCUCGCGGUAAAACGAUAUCAUCAGUUGCAGACAGCUGACAGUAUAGCUCCAUAUACGGUGCUGCGACAUCAGUUCGCUUAAAGUAAUAAAAACGAUCGGCUGUAACCAAUUCUGCAGAACGGACGGACGAGGGAAUAGCGUGUGUCUAGGCGUUUCUAUGCUCACAUUACUAUUCUUCUAAUUCAAAGAGAAAUGAGCAAAAAAAAAUAAGAAAAGGGAAGCCCUCGGCUUCACACUGAUGGGGGGGGGGAGGGGGUGCAUUUCCUCCGCAUCUGCUAUCGUUGACGCGACCGUUUGCAACGAGCAAUAACGUACGCAAUCGUAGUCCAACCGUAUGAAGAAGAAAUAAUAAUCGUUUCUCUAGUUAGUUAUUGCUUUAACGAACCACCUCGUACGGGACUAUACUGUAUUCCUCGAAGUAAGUCGAACUUAAGAUUAACGCUAGAUUAAGAGGUAGGUCAUAAGGCUGAACCACGUAUACGUAUGUGCUGCGGCACCAGACGACUGUGAUAAUUCGGUGGGCGGUGCCCAGCCUCCUACUUCAUCCUUGUAUACUGAAAAAGUUAGUUGAAGAAAGCGUAAGAAAAACGAUUACCGAAGAGGUUGAACGUGUGUCGGGGACGUGCAUGUUGCGGUGGAAACGAUUUUUUCUCAUCCAUAUGCACGCGAGCGCGGCUAAAAGAGGAGACCCAGUGACAUGUGACUGUAAACUUGGCAUAUUUUCAUUUAGACGUAAACGCGAACUCGUUUCUUUUCUUCUUCACAUGGGUAUGUCCAUAUAAAAAAAAAAUAUUACGACGCGUGCAUAUGGACUCUUCGUACGUUAGAGAACGUAAAACAUUCGCCGCAUUUAACGUCGAUGCGAAAUUUAUCUAUCGAAAACUAGAUUUAAAGGAAAAGUAUGAAAAAAAAAAUGAAACAAAAAGAUAGGAAUGGGUGAGAAGAGGUGUAAACACGUAGCUUUUUUCCGGUGUGUGAUGGCUGUAACAGUUGGUUACGCGACCGUUCAGACUCGACCCGGGACUUCGUCCUUCGAUGAUUUCGUCCGAAUUUUUACGCACGAAUAUACUUUGCGAAAGGUGACGUUGCCUUCGCAUCGAUCGCUAAUACGAAAUAGCAAGUCGCUUUCGCCUAAGUUCCGACAGAACGUCCGCAGUAUUUGUGUAUGACGUAAAUACGCAAUGGAAAUGAAUUGUUUUCGUAAUUUCGUAUAUUUGUAUUGUACAGUUCUCGAUAUCCAAAUCCGUCUUCUGAAAGGUGAAGAGUUUGCCCAUUCCUAACUUUGUCCAAAUUUUACGCCGUAAAUGAAACAUAUUACAUAUUUACAUGCAUACUAAAAAAAAAAAGAAGCAUAGAUAUAUAAAUUAAAUACUUCUUUCUCGUGUACAUCAAAGCCCUGUUAAAUAAGUUGUUUAUCGAUAAUAAACGCCAUCACGCUUGCA